Balearica regulorum gibbericeps (East African grey crowned-crane) is the source of this 645-nucleotide messenger RNA. Lineage: Eukaryota; Metazoa; Chordata; Aves; Gruiformes; Gruidae. The record is from RefSeq and is a predicted model, not a curated record.
AUGGUCAGCCUCCUGUACGUGGUGCUGCACUCCCUCCUGAGCUGCCUCAUCCUCCCGGCCAACCUGCUGGUGAUCAUGGCCGUCUACCAGCUGAUGAGGAAGCACCCAGGCACCAGCUAUGUCUACAUCCUCAACCUGGCCACCGCCAACCUACUGGUGGGCGUGAUGUGCAAUGCUGAGGUGCUGGAUGACAUCCUUGACAGGGAUUUUGACCGCAGCAAAUCCUUCUGCCUCCUGCAUGUCACUAUGAGCAUGACACCUUGCGCUGGCUCCAUCCUGACCCUGCUCCUGAUCUCCCUGGACAGUUACCUGGUGGUGAUGCUGCUGCUCUCCUACCCCACCCUCCUGAAGAAAAUGCCCAGCGAGUACCUCUAUGCGAUCUGCUUCGGCAUCUUUGCUCCGUCCCUGCGGGUGCUGGUGUGCCUGCACGUCUCAGUGAGCAGCAUCACCUAUGUGCAGCACACGUGGCUCCGGCACGCCUGCACCCAGACGGCGCCUCUCUGCGCCCACCCGUGCCACUUCAAGGCGUUGCGGACCAUGCUCAUCAUCUUCGUCAGCUUCAGCCUCUCCUGGAGCCCCUACCUGGUGGAGGGCACCAUGCAAGCCGCCUGCAGCUCCUGCAACCUGGCCAAGGACACCUUAUAA